Molecule: messenger RNA, 651 nt
Organism: Limulus polyphemus (Atlantic horseshoe crab)
Lineage: Eukaryota; Metazoa; Arthropoda; Merostomata; Xiphosura; Limulidae
Exons: 2
Coding region: 1-651 (216 amino acids)
Source: RefSeq, a predicted model, not a curated record
AUGGUAUUCUCCAGCCAAGACUCCUCUAAGAAUAGUGACGACAGUGAGAUGGAUGCCACACUGACUGAAGUUGGCAGGCAACUCGGAGGACUCUUGGAUCUGCUAGGAGGUUCCAGCGAUUUGGCUUUAGCCGGUCUUGUGAUGGUACCUUUAAUGGCCCUUCUUGCAAUGGGUGCUCAAUCGUUGUUACCUUUCUUUGGAACGAACCUUGCCUUCAGGCGAGUCUAUUCUCCAACAGUUACAUAUCGAAAUAAACGAGAUUUGUGGGACAGAGCUGGGAAAGCGCUUUUGUAUGCUCGAAACUUGUACGACAUCAUGGCCGAAUUGGAAAAUACUUUUCAUCAGUACAACAUAGAGGAAAAUGAAUGUAAACUUCGAGCAAUCUGCGAGGCACACCGUGAAGGCCGUAAAUCAGUUCUAGGCAACUUUGGCGAUAAAAUUAUCGAACUAAUCAGGAUGGAACAUGAGCUGGAAGACACUGAGAUCAUUCCUCUGGCUAAAGUCAUCUUUUGGACAUACACGGAUGCUGCCCAGUAUGGAUUAAACAGACAGGCUGACUGUGAAGUUGUAUACAGCCGUUGUCCUCACACCGCCCAGUUCUUCCUGCAAACACAAAGUGAACAUAUGGACAAAGGUCAUCAGGAGAUGUAG